This is a messenger RNA of Harpegnathos saltator (Jerdon's jumping ant), 396 nucleotides long. RefSeq lists its product as uncharacterized. The transcript has a single exon. NCBI's taxonomy places the organism in Eukaryota, Metazoa, Arthropoda, Insecta, Hymenoptera, Formicidae. The record is from RefSeq and is a predicted model, not a curated record. The coding region runs from base 1 to 396 and encodes 131 amino acids. Gene Ontology annotation, molecular function: catalytic activity.
AUGACUGAGCUGGGUACCGGGCUGGGUUUGCCAACGAAGCCGCACUAUAUCUCACCAAUCAACUCUUGCUGGUUCGGGGGUCGUUGCGGCUCCGCGGCUGUGGUGGCCAGACCCGUUAAAGGGCCCCCCUGUGAACUCAGGGCAGAGGGGAACUCCUUUGUGGCAGUUGACUGGGGGCCCAUCAUUGUGGUUGGGGUGUACCUCCCCCACUACAGAAAUAGAGUCGGUCUGGGUAAACUCGCCCAUAUUAAAGGGAUCCUCGACAGGGUCAGGGAUGUGGCACAUCGGUGCUACCCCCGGCCCGUCGUGAUUGCCGGGGAUUUCAACGCCCACUCUAAAGAUUGGGGUUGCGAUCCCUGGCAGGAGGAUUCCCAGGGCGAGGCCCUGAUCGACUGA